This is a messenger RNA of Funneliformis mosseae, 570 nucleotides long. The record is from the annotation of a GenBank genome assembly. NCBI's taxonomy places the organism in Eukaryota, Fungi, Glomeromycota, Glomeromycetes, Glomerales, Glomeraceae.
GAUUUAAAUGACUUUGAUGACAGAUAUCUUGAAGAUGAAUUGGAUAGAACACACUUUUUUUUUUUGGAAGGAGUGCAAUUAACUGAUAUUUUAGAAGUCCGAAAACUUUGUUGUCUUACCAAAUCUUACAAGCAUUAUGUUGUGCUCAUGUUUGCGACAAAAUUCAAUAUUGGUCUUAUUUCCAAGCGAUGGUAUCAAGAAGAUAUUCAAGAUCAGAAUAUUCAACAAGAUGAAACUGUAGAAAUUCUUAAGGCACCAGAUACAUUCACAAUUGAAGUUAGACAACGUGUGCUAAGAAAGAAUGAGUUUAUAGAUAUGAUUAAUGGAUUUAUUGACCACAAGAAAAGUACCAUUAAUGAAACUGAUGAAAUGCAACGGCGUGGUCAUCCAUCACAAAAACGUAUCAAGUCAUCAUUUGAAACCAAUUCACAAAACACUAAAAAUAGUGCGAUUAAUCCUUCUGAUCCAAAUUUAUUUGUGCGGCAACAACAUUUUCAGCAAACUUCGUCAAGAACUCCUCUUCGUGUUCUCAAUACUAACAACAUUGAAGAAAACAAUAAUCUAUGCUAA